AUGAAACGACUCAAAAGAUAUGAUUUGGAAGCAGCCGUUGCUCGUGUACGUCAAAUACCACAACCUUACCGCGCUACGUUAAAAGGUCCAACCAGUGUUAGAAAAAUAUUUCGUAAGCAAGAAGAUGCCAUUAACUUUGCCAAGCAGUUUGGUCAGGAGAUGAUGGUUUUUAGUUAUGAAAGCUUAUCUCUUGGGAAUGAAGGUCAGCGCUUAUUUUUAGCUUGUGGUGUUCAGUCGUUCUUUCACACCUACAAACAAAUGGUACCUUCUUCGCGUUGUCACUAUGAGGUAAUUAUGGUAGAUAGACCAGCUAAAUUGUAUUUGGAUUUAGAAUUUUGUAGAUUAUCCAAUGAAAAUAAAGAUGGGGAAGUAGCUGUUGAUACAUUUUUAAAGGCUUUGUGUGCUUGUAUUCAAUUCUUCUAUGAUAUAACUAUUAAACCUAGUGAAAUAUUUAUACUGGAUGCAAGCACUUCAAAGAAAUUUAGUCAACAUGUCAUAAUCAACAAUAAGAAUCUGGUAUUUCACAACAAUUUAGAACAAGGUCAAUUAAUUCGUCUACUUUGUAAAAGUCUAUCACAAUAUAGUUUAUUAAAUACUGAUUUUCAAUAUACAAAUGAAUGUUCAGAUUGUUCAAAUCAAAUUAAUCAGCUGAUACAAAAUAUAUUUCCUAAGAUUCCACUAACCAAUAAUGAUGCUAGAAAUUGUUUUGUUUUACCUAAUAAAUUCAAACAAUCCAUUUCAUUAUCGAAUGAAUUAUUAUGGAUUAGUGUAUGUGAUCUAGGCGUGUAUACACGUAAUCGUAAUUUUCGUUUAGCUGGAUCAUGUAAAUUAUCUGGUAGUGGAUUAUUAUUACCAAAUUAUGUAAACAAUAAAAAUCAACAAUUUUCAUGUAUAUGGUCAAAUUGGCAAUCUUGGGCACGGUAUCUUGUUAGUUAUACUGAUGAACAGUGUUCAAAUUUUAUUCAUCGACCAGUGAAAAAUUGUUAUUGUAAUAAAAAUGAUAACAAUUUACUUAAUUAUUUACCAAUGACUAAUAACAUCACUAAUUCUGAUCAUGUUUAUAAAUUCGUUCAUGAAAACAAUGCAAAUAUUUCUCUUCAGUCAUUCCCAUUGACGCUUAUUGCUUUUAUAAAAAAAAUUAUUCAAGAAUGGUUUAAUCGUGGAUUACCGGAUGGAAGCAUCAAUAAUAAUGUAUUGUUCAGCGUGGAAAAUCAAAUCAAAGUAAUUUCUUUCAAUGAAGGCAAAUUAAUUGUAAAAGUAGAGAAAUUACGUUUCUGUGAACGAAUCAACCGUUCGCAUAAAAGUAAUCAUAUUAUUUUAAUCUUUGAUCUUAUCAAUGGUUGUUAUUAUCAGAAAUGUUUAGAUCCUGACUGUCGAUUGGUGGAUUUUCGUUCAUCUAGUAUGCCAAUACCUUCUGAUUGUCUCAGUAUAACUUUUGCACAUCACCAAGAUGAAAAUGUAAUGCAAAUGCAUGAGAACAAUUCAACGCAUAAAGAUGAAUAUUUCAGUGCUGUUACAACUCCUGAAGAUCUUAUGCUUAGUUCUAUAUUGGAUAAUUUACAAAAUUAA
This is a messenger RNA of Schistosoma turkestanicum, 1569 nucleotides long. The record is from the annotation of a GenBank genome assembly. Lineage: Eukaryota; Metazoa; Platyhelminthes; Trematoda; Strigeidida; Schistosomatidae.